Tyto alba (common barn owl) is the source of this 7359-nucleotide messenger RNA. Its product is annotated as dynein axonemal heavy chain 9. Gene Ontology annotation, cellular component: dynein complex. Bases 1 to 7272 code for a protein of 2423 amino acids. The transcript is spliced from 39 exons. The record is from RefSeq and is a predicted model, not a curated record. Gene Ontology annotation, molecular function: dynein light intermediate chain binding; dynein intermediate chain binding; minus-end-directed microtubule motor activity. Gene Ontology annotation, biological process: microtubule-based movement. Lineage: Eukaryota; Metazoa; Chordata; Aves; Strigiformes; Tytonidae.
AUGGAGGUCAGUGGAAUAAAGGAGGGGGUGUGUGAGGUGCACUGGAGUGGAGACCCUACUCAGCCCCUGGUGAUUGUGCCCAUCCUGACAAACCAGAAGAACCAUCAAGGCUGGCCACGAGUGGUGUCACAAGACAUUAUACAUCAUGUCCACAGCCUAAAAAGUGCUGUUUACAUGGUGGUUGGCCAAGUAAAGGGCAAGACCUUGCUGCCUCUUCCAGCUGGCUCGGAGGGAAUCGAAGAUAUUGAUCUGGAAAAUGAAGAAUCCCUGGAGCUAAUAGAUAAAUCUCUUGUACAUGCCACUGAGUCAGCCAUCAUAGACUGGAGCCACCAGAUCCAGGGAGUGCUGAGGAAGGAGUCUUCAGAACCUCUCCUGCAAGGCAGCAACCCUAACCCGAAGGUUGAACUGGAGUUCUGGAAGAACAGGUGUGAUGACCUGGAAUGCAUUUACAAUCAGCUGAGAACAAAGAAGGUCAGGAACAUGAUGGAGGUGCUGGAGAGAGUUGAGAGCAGUUAUGUCCCAGCCUUCAAAGCUAUGCUCGUGGAUGUUGAGGCAGCUUUGACCGAAGCUCAGGACAUUCACCUGCACCUGAUGCCCCUCAAGCACCCCUUGGAGAACAUAGAGAGGAUUGAGUUCAGCGAGAUGAAGCCUUUCCUGGUCCCUCUGCUCCACGUGGUGUGUUUGAUCUGGGUCACCUCCAAGCACUACAACGUGCCUGUGCGGAUAGUAGUGCUACUCCAGGAAAUCUGCAACCUUCUCAUUCAGAAGGCCCUGGUUUACCUGUCUCCAGAAGACCUUCUGAAAGGGGAGAUGGAAGAGAGCCUAGGCAAGGUGCAAAUGGUGCUUGGCAUCCUGAAUGCUUUCAAAGGGGCAUUUGAAGAGAGAAGAGAAAAACUGCACACAUAUUAUGAACCAGGCCAAGAAGUGAGGGAGUGGGACUUCCACGCUACAAUGGUAUUUGCAAGGCUGGACAGCUUCCUGAAGAGACUGGAGAUGGUGGAGGAUAUCCUGUCAACUGCCUUGGACCUGAUGAAGCUGGAAAAGAUUGAGUUCAGCGGGAUUAAAGGGAAGGCCCUGGGCCAGCAGGUGCUGGACAUGUAUGAAGAAUUCCAGGAGGCAUACAAGGUGUUUGCAGAGCAAACCUAUGACUGUCUUGAGCUGACCAAUACGGAGUUUGAGCAAGAUGCCUUUGAUUUCCAGCAGAAAGUAGAAGACAUUGACCGCCGGCUGGGCACUAUUUUCAUCCAGGCUUUCGAUGAUGCCUCAGACUUGGAGCAUGCCUUCAAGUUGCUGGACAUGUUCGGAAACCUUUUGGAGCGACCAAUAAUUGCUGCAGAUGCUGCUGACAAAUACUCUGCCCUCAUCAGCAUGUUCAGCAGUGCUUUGGACCAUGCUAGGCUGAUCUACUCCAGGCACAUCCAGGCAGAGCUGGAGCUCGGACCCUCCUCUGUGCACAAGAACAUGCCACCGGUAGCUGGAGCACUGAGCUGGGCUCGGGAGCUGCGAGCACGAAUCCAGGUGCCAUUUGGUCACUUCAGGCACAUCCCACAUCUCUGCUUGGACUCUGCUGAAGGAAGGAGGGUGAUAAAGAAGUAUGAAGAAAUGAUCCAGCUGCUUGACAAGUAUCAGGAAAAGCUCUAUGUAGGCUGGUCCCAGACAGUGUCUGAAAAAUCACAGUACAACCUUAUUCAACCACUCAUCCAGCGAGAUCCAGAAACCAAACUGAUCACUGUCAAUUUUGAUCCCCAGCUCGUUUCGGUGCUGAGGGAGGUGAGGUACCUGUCUGGCAGCCAGAUGGGAGCCAUUCCACUGACGGCAACAGAAAUCUAUUCCUCCAAGGAAUCAUACCGGCAGAUGGUGGCCAACUUGGAGCUGAUGGUGAACAGAUACAACAAGGUCCUGAAGACAGUCCUGGAGGUGGAAUACCCUCUAAUACAGGGGCAGCUGCGGGAUAUUGACUUGAAGCUGAAAGAGGCAGAAGAAACGCUGAACUGGAAGAUGGAGGGUGUCUGCGAUCACAUCUCCAUGGUGAUGGAUGAUGUCCAUGACCUCGAGCAGAGGAUACAGAAGGCCAAAAACAAUGUUGAGGAGAUCCAGACCAUCAUGCGAUCAUGGGCGUCGCCCAUAUUUGAGAGGAAAGACUGUAAAAAGGAAUCACUGCUAAGCCUAGAGGACUGUCAGGACCGUCUGGAAAAGCGCUACAGCCUUGUCAGAGAAUCCGGGCAGAGGAUUCAUUUGCUGGUGAAGGAAAACCAGAGCCUGUUACAUGCAGACCCAGAAUCUGACAUCUGGAAGGCCUAUGUGGAUUAUGUCGAUGAGAUAGUCCUGGAUGGAUUCUUCACUGCCAUCGAGUGCUCUCUCAAGUACCUCCUGGAAAACACAGAUCCCAAGGCAGGGCUUGCUCCCCUGUUUGAGGUGCAGCUGGAUUUGGUGAUCCCAGAUUUGAUAUUUCAUCCCUCCUUGGACCCUGGCACACACGAUAGCUUCUAUGACAUGGUGGAAAGUCUUCUCAAUGACAUCUACCGGAUCUCGUCCCUGGUGCCCAGGCUGGCAGAGCACAGUGGCUUCCUCCACUACCAGGCUGACAUGGAGGACAUGGCUGAUCUGGCUGAUAUGCGCCAUGACCUGAUGGGCCGCGUUCAGGCCGUGAUGGUGGCCUGCUGUGACUACCGCAGUGCCUUCGACCACUACUCCUACCUCUAUGGGGAUGACAGAAAGGAGUUCUUCCGCCAGUUCCUCCUCUAUGGGCACAUCCUCACUGCUGCCGAAAUUGAGGCCCACGCGGAGGAUGGGGUCCCCGAGACACCUCCCACACUGCAGCAGUUCCGAGAGCAGAUCGACUCCUAUGAGAAGAUCUAUGAAGAGGUGAAUCGCAUUGAGCCCAUCAGCAUCUUCCAGAGCUGGAUGAAAGUCGAUGCUCGGCCUUUCAAGGCAUCCUUGCUGAAUGUGAUUAAAAGGUGGAGCUUGGUGUUCAAGCAGCAUCUCAUGGACCACGUCACGCACAGCUUGGCUGACCUUGAUGAGUUCAUAAAAACUGCCGAUAAAGGUUUGAGCAAGAAGGUUGAGAAGGGUGAUUAUGAUGGCUUGGUGGAGAUUAUGGGUCACCUCCUGGCCGUUAAAGAAAGGCACAGUGCCACUGAUGCCAUGUUCGAGCCCCUGAAGCAAACCAUUGAACUGCUGAAGACGUAUGAGCAACAGCUGCCAGAGGAAGUCUAUAAGCAACUGGAGGAGCUGCCAGAAAAAUGGAAUAAUAUAAAGAAGCUGGCAAUAGCUGUGAAACAGCAUGUGGCUCCUCUGCAGGCGAACGAAAUGACAGUUCUGCGCAAGAGCUGUGCGGUGUUUGAUGUUGAGCAGCACAGAUUCAGAGAGCGAUUUCGGAAAGAAGCACCGUUCAGGUUUGACACUGAAAAGCCUUAUCAACUGCUGGAUGCAAAGCACAUUGAGAUUAAACAAAUGGAGUCAGCCAUGACCUCGAUUUAUGAAUCAGCUGGUCUGUUUGAAGUCAUGGUGCCAGAUUAUAAACAACUGAAACAGUGCAGAAAGGAGCUGUGUCUUCUCAAAGAGCUCUGGGAUAUGAUCUUCCUUGUGAACACUAGCCUUGAUGACUGGCAGGCCACCAAAUGGGUGGAUAUUAAUGUGGAAAACAUGGAUCUGGAGUGUAAAAAGUUUGCGAGAGAGAUUCGGAAUUUGGAUAAGGAAAUGAGAGCGUGGGAUGCUUUCACUGGGCUGGACAAGAAAGUGAAGAACAUGCUGACGGCCCUGAAAGCUGUGGCAGAACUUCAAAAUCCUGCCAUUAGAGAAAGACACUGGAAUCAACUGAUGCAGAUGACGGGUGUGAGGUUUGUGAUGGACUCUGACACCAUGCUGGCUGACCUCCUGAAGCUCAACCUGCAUAACUUUGAGGAUGAGGUUCGUGGUAUUGUGGACAAAGCAGUGCGAGAAAUGAGUAUGGAAAAAGUUCUGAAGGAACUAAAAAUGACUUGGAGCACCAUGGAGUUUCAGUAUGAGCCUCACUCCCGGACAAACAUCCCAUUGCUGAAAUCAAAUGAGGAACUCAUUGAAACUUUAGAAGACAACCAGGUUCAGCUGCAGAAUUUAAUGACAUCCAAAUAUAUUGCUUUCUUCUUGGAGGAAGUGUCUGCAUGGCAGAGGAGGCUGUCCACUGCGGACUCCAUAAUUUCCCUCUGGUUUGAAGUGCAACGUACAUGGUCUCACUUGGAGAGCAUAUUCAUAGGCUCAGAAGAUAUACGGGCACAACUUCCGAAGGACUCCAAACGCUUUGAGGGGAUUGAUGUGGAUUUUAAGGAACUGGCCUACGAAGCUCAGAAAACCCCAAAUGUAGUUGAGGCUACCAAUAAACCAGGUCUGUCCCAACAACUGGAGGACAUUCAGAGUAGAUUGUCUCUGUGUGAGAAGGCUUUGGCUGAAUAUUUGGACAUGAAAAGGUUGGCCUUUCCCAGAUUUUACUUCAUUUCUUCUGCAGAUUUAUUGGAUAUUCUUUCCAAUGGCACCAACCCACAGCUGGUGCAACGUCAUCUUUCCAAACUCUUUGACAACUUGGCCAAAAUGAAAUUCCAGCUGGACUCUGAGCAAAAGGCGACCAAGGUUGGCCUGGGAAUGUACAGUAGGGAGGAGGAAUAUGUCAGCUUCAGUGAACCUUGCGACUGCAGCGGACAGGUUGAGGUCUGGCUGAAUCACGUACUAGAGAGCAUGAGGGCUACUGUGAGAGAUGAGAUGACAGAAGCCAUCAUGGCUUACGAGGAGAAGCCGAGGGAACAGUGGCUCUUUGACUACCCUGCCCAGGUGGCUCUUUCCUGCACCCAGAUCUGGUGGACAACCGAGGUUGGGAUUGCCUUCGCAAGGGUGGAGGAAGGCUACGAGAAUGCGAUGAAGGAAUAUCACAAGAAGCAAGUGACCCAGCUGAACACCCUCGUUACCAUGCUGAUUGGGCAGCUCUCCAAGGGUGACAGGCAGAAGAUCAUGACCAUAUGCACCAUUGAUGUGCAUGCUCGGGACGUGGUGGCAAAGAUGAUAGCGCAGAAGGUGGACAAUGCCCAGGCGUUCGUUUGGCUGUCACAGCUCCGGCACAGAUGGUCGGAUGAGGAACGGCACUGCUUUGCCAACAUCUGUGAUGCCCAGUUCCUGUACUCCUACGAAUACCUUGGCAAUACCCCUCGGCUUGUGAUCACUCCACUGACUGACAGAUGUUACAUCACCCUGACCCAGUCACUGCACCUGACCAUGAGCGGAGCACCUGCGGGCCCGGCAGGCACUGGCAAGACAGAGACUACAAAAGAUUUGGGGCGAGCCCUGGGCAUCAUGGUGUAUGUGUUUAACUGCUCUGAGCAGAUGGACUACAAGUCUUGUGGGAAUAUUUACAAAGGCCUUUCCCAGACGGGAGCCUGGGGCUGUUUUGAUGAAUUUAACAGGAUCUCAGUUGAGGUCCUUUCUGUAGUUGCUGUACAGGUGAAGAGUGUGCAGGAUGCAAUACGGGAGAAGAAAAAGUCAUUCAAUUUUCUUGGAGAAGACAUUAACUUAGUUCCCUCAGUAGGCAUUUUCAUCACCAUGAACCCUGGUUAUGCAGGGCGAACUGAGCUACCUGAGAAUUUAAAAGCUCUUUUCAGGCCAUGUGCAAUGGUUGUACCAGACUUUGAGCUGAUCUGUGAAAUUAUGUUGGUGGCUGAGGGAUUCAUUGAGGCUCGGACAUUAGCCAGGAAGUUCAUUACUCUAUACCAACUCUGCAAAGAGCUCCUGUCCAAGCAGGAUCACUACGACUGGGGCUUGCGUGCAAUCAAGUCAGUGCUAGUUGUCGCUGGCUCUCUCAAACGAGAUGACCCAGAACGACCUGAAGACCAGGUUCUGAUGCGCUCACUUCGUGACUUUAACAUCCCCAAGAUUGUGACUGAUGAUGUGCCAGUGUUUAUGGGGCUGAUUGGGGAUCUUUUCCCUGCGCUGGAUGUGCCUCGGAAGCGUGACCUGAAUUUUGAGCGGUUUGUGAGGCAGGCUGUGCUGGACCUCCGGCUGCAGGCUGAAGACAACUUUGUACUUAAAGUGGUGCAGCUGGAGGAGCUGCUGACAGUCCGGCACUCUGUCUUUGUGGUGGGUAACGCAGGCACAGGCAAGUCUCAGGUGAUGAGAUCCCUGAACAAGACCUACCAGAUAAUGAAGCGACGUCCUGUCUGGACAGACCUCAACCCCAAGGCAGUCACCAAUGAUGAGCUUUUCGGCAUCAUUAACCCAUCAACAAGAGAAUGGAAAGAUGGACUGUUUUCAUCAAUCAUGCGAGAGCUGGCCAACAUCACACAUGAUGGUCCCAAGUGGAUGGUACUAGAUGGAGAUAUUGAUCCAAUGUGGAUUGAAUCUCUAAAUACUGUGAUGGAUGAUAAUAAGGUGCUGACCCUGGCAAGCAAUGAGAGAAUCCCUCUGAACCCAACGAUGCGGCUGAUCUUUGAGAUCAGCCACCUGCGCACAGCCACCCCGGCAACCGUGUCCAGAGCAGGGAUCCUGUACAUCAACCCAUCAGAUCUGGGCUGGAAUCCCCCAGUAAGCAGCUGGAUUGACAGGCGAGAGAUCCAGUCCGAAAGAGCCAACCUGACCAUUUUGUUUGAUAAGUACCUGCCGAUUUGCCUGGACACACUCAGAACAAGGUUUAAGAAGAUUAUUCCCAUUCCUGAGCAGAGUAUGGUUCAGAUGUUGUGCUACCUCCUCGAAUGCCUCCUGACAGAGGAGAACACACCUCCUGACUGUCCCAAAGAGCUUUAUGAACUUUACUUUGUCUUUGCUGCUGUCUGGGCCUUUGGUGGAUCAAUGUUUCAAGACCAGCUUGUGGACUACAGAGUGGAGUUCAGCAAGUGGUGGGUGGCAGAAUUCAAGACUAUCAAGUUUCCCUCUCAGGGCACAGUCUUUGACUUUUACAUCGAUCCAGAAACAAAGAAGUUUGAGCCUUGGUCUAAACUUAUUCCCCAGUUUGAAUUUGAUCCAGAAAUGCCAUUACAGGCUUGCCUGGUGCCCACCACUGAGACGGUCCGUGUGCGGUACUUCAUGGACAGGCUCCUGGAGCGCCAGCGCCCAGUGAUGCUGGUGGGCACUGCUGGCACGGGGAAGUCUGUGCUGGUGGGGGACAAGCUCUCCUCACUGGACAUGGAUGCAUAUGUGGUGAAGAAGGUCCCUUUUAACUACUACACCACCUCUGCCAUGCUGCAAGGGCCUUCUGUUCUCUACCCCGGAAUGUCUGAAGCAGCCCCAAGAUCUACUGAAACUCUACCUGCAUGAGUCUAACCGGGUGUACCGGGACAAGAUGGUUGAAGAAAAGGAUUAUAGUACCUUUGAUAAAAUCCAGUUGGAGAUGGUGAAGAAAUU